GCCAAAUCAGCAAGCCAAAGCCGUUGAUUAAUCUAUGAUCCAAAGGCUAACAUUCAUCUAACGCCAAAGCUAUCUCUUCUGUUGCAGAUCAGAGAUCAAAGUCAUCGUCUCAGAGUAAGCAGCCAUGGAUUCUGGAACCAAAGUGAAGAAAGGAGCUGGCGGAAGAAGAGGUCCAAAGAAGAAACCGGUUUCCCGGUCCGUUAAAGCCGGUUUACAGUUUCCAGUCGGUAGGAUCGGUCGGUAUCUAAAGAAAGGUCGCUACUCAAAGCGUGUUGGAACCGGAGCUCCGGUGUAUCUCGCUGCCGUGCUAGAGUACCUUGCCGCCGAGGUUCUAGAGCUAGCUGGUAACGCUGCAAGAGAUAACAAGAAGAAUCGUAUCAUACCACGCCAUGUUCUGUUAGCUGUGAGGAACGACGAAGAGCUAGGAAAGCUACUCAAAGGCGUGACUAUCGCACACGGAGGAGUUAUACCGAACAUAAACCCAGUUCUCCUCCCAAAGAAGUCUGAGAAAGCAGCUUCAACUCCAAAAGGAACCAAGUCACCAUCAAAGGCUACCAAAUCCCCUAAGAAGGCAUAGUUUUCAUCAGCAUUCCGUCUUCUUCUUCCUCUUACUCUAUGUAUAACUUGUAAUCUCUCUGUUGGUGUGUAAAGACAGAACACCUCUUACCUUUGUUCACCAGUUGUAAAAGUUCAAACAAGUCUAGUUGUCGAUGUAGUUUGAGAUAAUGUUUCAGUUUGUAAUAAGAGAUAUGGUACGUUUUUAUAUACGAUCAAACCUUAUAUCAGAAGUAGAA
Eruca vesicaria subsp. sativa (arugula) is the source of this 794-nucleotide messenger RNA. The record is from the annotation of a GenBank genome assembly. Lineage: Eukaryota; Viridiplantae; Streptophyta; Magnoliopsida; Brassicales; Brassicaceae.